UCACUUCGUACUUGUUAAUCCGCCAUCGGUGACUGGGCGUCAAUUUCCUCCGAUUUUAUUUAAUUUGUGACAUCCUUCCAAAACUGUGCAGCCUAUGUGAAUGUUCUGUCUAAGUAGGAUGUCUCUGGGGUGCGCAGUUUCCCCCCACCCCGGUGCCAUUCAGGCUAUGUAGUUCCACGAGGGCGGAUGAAUAUACGGUGGUGAGACCUCUAGUCCGUAGUGCGUGUGUGCAAGCUAUCAAUGGAGAUUAGUUCGUGCAGCCGGCUCGUGGAGUUCGCGUCGUCGGAUAUCAACACACGCACGUGGCUUACAUCACGCGAUUAGCACAGCUUCAAAAAUCUCAAUUUCCACUGUGAAAACGACAGGAGAAGAUGCUGUCUUUGCCUCAGGAUUAGUGCUAGGGAUCUGAGAUCGGCCAUGGAUAGCGAAAAGACUUCAGUUGAUCCGGCGAGGGGAGCUCGAAAAUAUCCGUGGGCUACGAUAGUAUGGGGACUGGCAGUGACUAUUUUCAGCGUUGGGUCUGUACUUUGCUUUUUUGUGUUAAACCAGAGGAUUUCAUACGUGGAGCUCGAAUUAUCGAGGUUACAUAGCCUCCAAGAGGACACAUUACGCGACCAGGUGCAAAGUUAUGUCGAGACGGAAGUUAACAGAUUGAUGGAGCAAAAAGUCAAUUCCCACAUGGAGAGAAGAGUUGAGCGUAGCUUGGGCGAUUGCCAGUGUCCGCCGGGGCCCCCAGGUACCCCAGGUCUUCGAGGUUUCCCCGGCGAGAAAGGACGGAGAGGUAAAAAAGGUGAACAAGGUUCGGCUCAAUCCCGUUCAACUGGCUUUCCUGGACCUAUUGGCAUUAAAGGAGAAGUUGGCAUUGGUUCACAGGGUCCCCCUGGGAUGCCAGGUCCCAUUGGCCAACCUGGUUACCCAGGCAGCAAAGGUGAAAUUGGAUCCCCAGGUGUAGGCAUCAGAGGACUUCCUGGCCCCCCAGGGUCUCCUGGAGAACCUGGCAGUAAAGGAGAUAAGGGUGAUUUGGGUAGCCCAGGCAGAUCGGGCUACAACGGAGUUCCAGGGAUAACUGGAAAACCUGGACAAAAGGGAGAGAGGGGCUUGUCUGGACAACCUGGUCUGGCUGGAAUGACUGGUCCAAUGGGUCCAGAAGGAAAACGAGGGGAGAAGGGUGACAGGGGACAGAAGGGUGACAGAGGUCAAAAGGGUCAAGAGGGUUUAAUGGGAGAACCCGGCUUGGAUGGGCCAGUGGGACCACCUGGGCCGCCAGGUACCAGCUAUGAUCCAGACACUCAUAUGAAAAUUGUAACAAUUAAGGGUGAAAAGGGAGACCCAGGCAUGAUGGGACUUCAAGGUCCCCCCGGGGUACCAGGGAGAGAUGGCAUCAAUGGAACCAAUGGGUUACCAGGCAUGAAUGGUGAGGAUGGGAGAGAUGGCAACAUUGGACCACUGGGACCCGCAGGAGACAAAGGUGAACCUGGCAGAGAGGGGCCUAUGGGUUUGCCAGGCUCAGCAGGUCUCCCAGGAUUACCAGGAGAAAAGGGAGAAAAGGGUGAUAUGGGAACCAAUGCUGAGCUGUUGCAGGGACCGCCAGGACCUGUUGGCCCAGCAGGACCACCUGGGGAUCCUGGACGAGAUGGAAUGAAGGGUGCUGCGGGUGAACCAGGUCUGCCUGGACAAAUUGGACAGCCUGGACUGCCAGGACCUCAGGGGCCACCUGGAGACAAGGGUGACACCGGUGACAUCGGUCUUCCUGGAGAAAGAGGCUUGCCUGGUUUGAAUGGAACAGCUGGGCGCGAUGGUAUACCAGGCACACCAGGCCCUGAAGGGAAGAAGGGGGAUGUAGGAGAGCAAGGCUUGCCUGGAAUGAAGGGAGGGAAGGGUGAUAGAGGAGAAAAUGGCUUGAAGGGUGACAUCGGGGUUCCAGGGGCAACAGGACCCCAGGGAGAAAAGGGCAUGAUGGGAUUGCCUGGACCAAAGGGCAUCAUGGGAGGGCCUGGCACACCAGGAGAGAAAGGCAGCGAUGGUCAGAUUGGACCAAUAGGAUUGACUGGUGAGAAAGGAGAAAAGGGAGAUGCUGGGUUACCAGGUGAAACCGGGGCACCAGGCAUGCAAGGUUUGGAGGGUCUUAAAGGCACAGUAGGUCCCCCGGGUCCAGUCGGUCAGCAAGGCUUGAGUGGACCGCCCGGUCAGAAGGGAGAAAAAGGCUCUAUCGGACUAAGCGGACCUGCUGGUAAUAAAGGAGAGACUGGAGAACGAGGUGAAGUUGGUCCAACAGGAGCUAUGGGCCCUGCUGGGGAGCCUGGCAGAAUUGGCAGAGAAGGACCAAAGGGAUCCUUGGGCCCACCUGGUCAUCAGGGCGAAAAGGGUUCACAAGGCAUUCAGGGUGAGCCAGGCCCCAGGGGUGAAAAGGGUGAUCGUGGAUUAAGAGGAGAACAGGGUUCCAAAGGAAAGAGAGGGAGGAAGGGGGUCAAAGGUCAACCUGGUGAUCCAGGACCCCCUGGUCUGGAUGCGCCAGUACCCGUGGGUUCAAAUGGGUUACCGCUACCAGAAUGCUGCUACUACCAACCUUAGAGGUCUCGAAAUGUUUAGUCUGACAUGAGGGCGCUGUUCAGCACCAUACCAACUUAUGGAACACCAGGCUGGUUCCUGCCAUGUCAUUUUUAGUACUACACUGUAUGGAUAUGUACAUAUAGCAGAUUUAUAAGGGGAAAAAAAGAAACAAAAAUAAACAGAAAUACUUAUAAUAAAAAGUUUAUAUAUUUUUUAUUGUAUUCUAUUUGGGGAAGAGUGUCUGCAUGAGAAAUGUGCGGGUCAUUGUCUGGGGAAUGUGCGUAACAUUUGAAACUAAGGGCCACAUCGUCUCAUCCAAGGAGCACUGACAGAAUACAAAGUUUUUCUGGUUCCUGACAUGAUAUUUUUCUGUAUGAAAGGUGGAAAUGUUUCUAUAAAAGGUGCUUUAAUUUCGCAAAGUAACUUCCGGUAAACCUACAUACUUUAUAUGGCUCUUUGUGUUGUGGCUCUACAAAUACAUGGCAUAAUGCCAAAUCCUGUCUCUUUUUGGUCAAGACGAGACACUCUUCAUCUUCACGUUGCGUCUUCCCCAAACUUUGCAGGACGGGGAAAUUUACCGAUAUUCAUGCACGACUUUGUGAUUCAUAAUUAUACUGGGUUGCAUAAAGUAGCCUCGUGUACCACAUCUACUUUAGCCUGCAUACUCUGUGCUACUGCCCAAUCACAUUGUAAUUGGAAAUUUAACUCUUCAUGUUGAAAGACUGGGACAAGGAAAUUUGCUUGAAAUUUAAUUGGCUUAUGGAAAUGUUAAGUUGGAUGUGAUUUCUAGUUUAUUUUCCUUCCAUGUCUUCAGUGAGAAGUAUUUGUUGUCUGUUUCUUGGAGAGGGGUUGUCAAUCAAACUUUCAUGAUCCCUUUCAAGGCAUGCCUUGAUAUUUUUCAGAUAAGUGAGCUAAUUUCCUUUUUAUUUAAACUUUAAAAUGCUCCUCGAGCAGCUCUUUUUAUAUCUGGAAUAUGUUUUACUGUCGUUAGCUCGUGUUGUAUACUAGUUUUGUAAAUAAAAGUACAGUUAAACCAUCACCGUAUAUUUCAUUUUUAUUGGCUGAAAUUCAUAAUGAAUAUGUACAAAGGACAUUACAGCAUUUGAUUGGACACUGACAAUGAAUAUGCAUUUGUAUUGGAAUGUAUGCAUGCUAUACAGUGUAGCUUUUGCGAUAUUGCGGAAUGAAUAAUCAUAAUCGUUACUGGUUCUUCUAAAUGAAGCCUUCCAUAUACGGUUAUAAUUCAAUGGGCUAAUUCGGUAUUUCAACAGCAACAUGUCCAGAAUGAAACGCGCCCGAGGUCAUUCGGGAACAGAAUUACACGCGCACGAUGUCUGUCCUAUCAGCGCCGUCCGAAACGCGACUCGUACUCGCAAGCGUGGUUUACUCUCAACUGACCUAGCCUUUUUGAAUUACCGAAUCGGCAGUCAUUUUUAAGCUGUACAUAUUUAUGCACGAUUGUUUUUAAAAGGAGUAUCCGUUGAAAAGAUAUUUGUUUGACGAAAACUCUGAAAUGCUGUUUUCAGUCAUGCAAUUGUAGUCGUAAAUAAUAUAAAUAGUCAAAUAGCCAUUACUGUCCAUUUAUUUAUUUGUUUUAUUUAAAGAUUGCCUUGGUUUAGAACUUUUACCGUGCUUUUGUGUUAUAUUUGUAUCGUAUUGCCUUGUCUGGUAUUACUGUUGGUGUUCUAUUGAAAAAUAGUGAAGUUGAGAAUGUUAUCGCAUGACUUUUAAAUGUUGCUGUGACAUGAAACUGUUCUGGAAAAGUAACAAAGUAAGAGGAAGUCAGUGACUGUCAGGUUCGAUUGUGGGCGGUUUUGAUUAAUUUUCGUACUGAUUUCAGCUGAUUUUGUCAUGAGUGAAAGAUUUUUUUCCCCAGUGGCGCUGACACUGCCCAUAAAUUUUUUUCUUGUUUCUUGUUCAUCAAAUGAUUUUUUCUCAGUCAUUUUGUUGAAUUCUUGUCCCUUUAAUUGCGUGUAUUGCAGUGUCAAACGGAGGAAUCAUGCAGUUGUGGACGAUUUUUCAAUUUUGAAAAGGUCAAAGUUUAAAAUCAACUCCACCGUGACUUAAAAUUUGACGGAUGAAUCUGUGAUCUUUUGAUUAUGUCCUCCUAUGAUACUGUGUUUAAAUCACCCAGAUAACAAUAUUUUUGUAUUUGAAUUAUGCACCAGUAAACCUAAAAUGGAAUAAUGAGGGGCUGCAUUGCAGAAAUCGCUUGCCCAAGGUGCUUCUUGUAAUAAUAGACUUGAAAGAUAUUAGUGCGUAUCUAAAUCAUUUUUGAGGACAUUGAGUAAAGUGUUAACUCAAUUCAGUCGGUGUCUUUGUGAGUUGGAAGAGACAUCGCAAUUUUACUUCUUUUUGAAGCGACAAUCAUUGAUUACUCCAUCAAAGGUGACUGUCUUUUCCCACACUCUGCCUUAAGUUUGAUAUUAUGCAUGUCAGCACCUGUUUCGUGACGUCACAAAAUCUUAGCUCAUGUAUUUUACGUGUAAAUUAUGUAAAGAUACUGCAUUAUGAAAGGACGUCACCCUUGUGCCAUAGAGUGUCUGAUGUGCAUGCAUUCAGCUAGCUGGUAAGAACAAAAUGCUAAGCGAAAGUUGGCACCUUGUAUAACUUUCCUAUCUGGAAAUUUUGGAGUGGCAGAAAUUUGACGGAGCUACCAAGUACAGAUAUUUGCUAAGGACUGUGCAUGUUUUGCAUAGCAACGAAACUAAAUUCCGAAAUUCCGCGCGAUGUGUAGGCCUGUUGUUUGUGGCUGAUCUCAUUGUUGCGUUUUCAGAAUGAAACAGGCUGGAAAUACGGUGAUGAAUAGAGAUCAGACUGAAAUGGUCGGACAUAGGGAGUUCGUUUCUGUCUGUUGAAAACGCCGAGGCUUGUAUUUAGAUGAGGGGAAAUUAAACGUUCUAGUGUGUUUGAUUUCAGUGUUGUCUUUAAUACACGUGGGAAUCUUUUGGACAUUACAGCAGAAAAGUUUGAGUGGGUUGGCGUUUUUUGAAUAUAACUGAAUGCAUGAACUACAUCACGGUCAUCAGAUGUUGCUUUCUCAAGAAAUAUCAAAAACACCAAAUUUUCUUUUAAUUUCUUGACGUCGGUCUAAAAUAAAAUGUAACACUCUACUUUCAAGUUGAGCAAUUUUCUUUAAGCGAAAGGUCCUAUUGUUUGAGACGAGGAGUAAUUUAUUUAAUAAUUAGGUUUUGUAAAUGACUUUAACUGUAAAGCUUUGUCAUAAGCUAGACUUCCAUUUUGUUUAUUUGAAUAUUCUGUAGAUAGCAUACGUUCCGUCAUGAAGUAUGCAAAUAAGCUAUAAGAUUAUGCAAAUUACAUAUUUUACAUAUUUAUAAGGUGCUCACGAAUGAUGUAUUUGCUGAAUGUUUUAUCUUGCCUAAGUCAGUUUAUUACCUCAUUGGCGAGAAUCGACCUGUAAAAUCAAAUAAAUGUUGAUGAGGGUUCAUCAUCAUAAUGUACAUAA
Messenger RNA from Acanthaster planci (crown-of-thorns starfish), 6016 nucleotides. RefSeq lists its product as uncharacterized. The record is from RefSeq and is a predicted model, not a curated record. Lineage: Eukaryota; Metazoa; Echinodermata; Asteroidea; Valvatida; Acanthasteridae.